AUGUUGUUGAAAUCUACCAUAAAUUCAUCGUCGCCGUCGAAGAUCGAUGAUGCUCUGGUCUACAUCGUUGAAGAUGUGGUUCGUCGGAGAGAGAAAGAGAAGAUGAUGAGCGAAGUUGUGCGACGAACAGUGUUGGACGUUGAGAAAGGCCAAUACACUCCAUGGGCCACGUUAUUCCCCAACACUGCCAAGGCUUACAAUGUCUUGGAUCACAUCGACUCCUUGGUAACCAAGCCCACAGAUGUCGAUGAUGCUCUCUGGGGUCGGUUGGACGCCAUUGUGUGUCAAUGGUUAUAUGGUACGAUCACCACCGAUCUUCUCCUUAAUGUUUUGGAUGACAAAUCCACGGCGAUGACGGCAUGGGAACGUCUUCGUAACAUUUUUCAAGAUAAUAAAGGCACUCGGUUGGCUGCUAUAGAUCACCCUAUAUCCGAGGAGCGUCUUGUUCUUCAAUUAGUUGGAAAAUUAACCUCGGAUUAUCUUAUGGUGUCAACUCUUAUUCAACAAUCCACUCCUCUUCCGAUUUUUGAUAAAGCAUGUUCUAUGCUUGAGCUUGAUCGUGUUAGUCGCGAAAAACCUGAGUCGGGUUCGGUUUCGUCGGAUACGGUUCUCUUGGCCGGCAGUAAUCCUUCCCCGCCGUCUCAACCGUCGGCCAGUGGUCUCUCUCAUGGCCACCGGACUGGGUAUGGUCGCCCUAAUGGUAAGCAGAAGGGUAAAUAUAAAGGGAAGUCUCAAGGGGGUCCUAAUCAUCAUCCACAAGGUAAUGCUGCCCAGCCCAUGUUUUAUUCUCCUUGGGCUAAUUCUUGA
Molecule: messenger RNA, 807 nt
Organism: Beta vulgaris subsp. vulgaris (sugar beet)
Lineage: Eukaryota; Viridiplantae; Streptophyta; Magnoliopsida; Caryophyllales; Amaranthaceae
Exons: 3
Coding region: 1-807 (268 amino acids)
Source: RefSeq, a predicted model, not a curated record